Molecule: messenger RNA, 906 nt
Organism: Acytostelium subglobosum LB1
Lineage: Eukaryota; Evosea; Eumycetozoa; Acytosteliales; Acytosteliaceae
Exons: 3
Coding region: 1-906 (301 amino acids)
Biological process (GO): vesicle fusion; intracellular protein transport; vesicle-mediated transport
Cellular component (GO): SNARE complex; endomembrane system; membrane
Molecular function (GO): SNAP receptor activity; SNARE binding
Source: RefSeq, a predicted model, not a curated record
AUGUCAUAUAGAAAUAGAACAGCAACAUAUAAUAGUUUGAGAGAUCAACAUAAGAAUAGUAGACCAAGUGCUGCAUUUAGAAAGGACGAUGGAUCAGCAGAGCCAUUGAACAAGAGAGAUGGAACCUCAGGUGAUAUCCCUCUCACAAGAUUGAACGUUGCACCAGAAUGGAUCAAGAUACAUGACAUAGACACCAAACUAAGUCUAUUAAAUGAUAAGAUUCAGAAGCUUGGCAAGUUACACGCUACAAUGACAGAGAUCAUGUUUGAUAAUGAUCGCGAGAUUGAGAUUGAGACAGAGAUUGAAGUCAUGACUAAAGAUAUUGCAACCGACAUUAGCAAGACACAUAAUAUGAUCAAGAUAUUGGGAGAGAAGAAGAAUAUGAGUGGAGAGGAGGUUAAGCUUAGGAAGAAUAUACAGUCGGCAAAGUCGAAGCAGUUGCAUGAUGUGUCGAUGGAGUUUAGGAAGAAGCAGAGAGCAUUCUUGAAUGCACUGCAGAAGAAUUCAAAGUUGGAUGCAUGGGGCGACACGUCACAGGAUGAACCGGACGAGGAGGAGGACUACAAGGGGUUCGGAUUCACCGAGCAGCAGCUGGAGGUCGUCGGCAUCAUGGAGAGCGAGGUGGAGCAGCGCAACGCCGAGAUCAAGCAGAUCCUGCGCUCAAUCAACGAUCUGUCGGCAAUCAUACAGGACAUCAGCAUGCUGGUCAUCAAGCAGGGCACACUGCUCGACCAGAUCGAAUACAACCUGGACCAGACAGAGGCAAACAUUGUCGAAGCCGAUGCCAUUUCAAAGGAUGCCAACAAACUACACAAAGGUUACAGGAACAGACUAUGUAUACUAUUAGUCCUUAUAGUCUUGAUCGUUGCCAUGGUAUUCUUUGCUAUUAUCAAGGCAUUUAUUUAA